Messenger RNA from Phycodurus eques (leafy seadragon), 2151 nucleotides. Its product is annotated as thrombospondin-type laminin G domain and EAR repeat-containing protein-like. The transcript is spliced from 16 exons. Gene Ontology annotation, biological process: signal transduction. The record is from RefSeq and is a predicted model, not a curated record. NCBI's taxonomy places the organism in Eukaryota, Metazoa, Chordata, Actinopteri, Syngnathiformes, Syngnathidae. The coding region runs from base 148 to 2151 and encodes 667 amino acids.
AAGAAACCAAGCAGAAUCGUCAGACGAGGCGUCCAAGACUCCAGAUGAAACGAGGCGUCCUGAUGGUCCUGAACAGACGCGCCCCGUGAGCCAGGUGGGUGUUGGACAAGCAUCCCACUAAGGUGUGCUUGAAGACAAGCGGCUGCCAUGUUGACAUGCUGGUCAAACUUGCUAGUCGCCGGGGUACUGGUUGCCGCCACAGUCCCGAGUCAUGGCUGGAGACCCUGCACAGACUUGCAGCCUUUUGACCUGUUGGCCAGAGUUCUGCCCCAGCCCGGACAAACCUUAUCGCCACAGGUGCAGAUGGUACAGUCCGGAGGGUCCAGAGGUCUCAGAUUGGCUGACGCCACAGCAAUAUUGCUGAGUUAUGCUGCCAAUCAAAUCUUCACCAACUGUGACUUCUUCCCAGCUGAGUUCUCAUUGGUCGCCACGUUUAAGAUGCCCAGGCUGAGACAACAGAAACAUGAAUACAUCUUGUCUGUGGUGGAUAACGAGGCGGACUCGCUGUUGCUGGGCUUGCGUGUGUCACACAACCGCGUCCAUUUGUUGGUCAAUCCUCCAGGCACGGGGGGGCGGCUCCGGCUGAGCUUCAAGGAGUUCAGCUUGGACGAUAAUCACUGGCACACGAUGGUGCUGGCAGUCAGCGGAGUGGAUGCCGCGCUGACUGUCGAUUGUGGACUGAAGCUUGAGCUAACACAGGUGCGCUCCUUUCCGGCCGCCUUGAGCACCAGAGGGUCCAGGUUCUACAUCGGCACCCGGAAGAGGACAACCCACCGUUUUUCCGGUUUAAUACGUCAACUGGUCCUUGUUCCUGGUUCGGAUGCCACUACCAGACUGUGUCCCAGCUCAGAGCCUCAAUUGGCCCAUCUGCUCGUACCGCAGUUCCUCGUGUCCGUCCCCCUCAGUCCUGGAAGUCUCAGUCCACUUUACCCCUACGAGGCGGAGGCCAGGGUGACGUCGGGGAGUCGCCCUCAGUGUUCCCGCUCAAAAGACGGUCAGCUGUGGUUCAACAUUUCUCGGAAAAGGAUGUCGGUGUGUGACGGAGUCACGUGGAAAACUCUUCAGGGCGAUAGCGAGCGUCUGGACUACGUGGAGGACUUCCAGGACUUGUACACAGCCUCAGAAACCUUUGAUGUGGAAGUCUUCUCCAUCCCGUCCGUAGGCCUCUUCCUGGCUGCCGCCAACAGGGACUCUGGGCCUGGCUCAGGGAUCUACAGGUGGACCAAGGGCUCUUUCAGACUUUACCAGAACAUCAGCACUCGCGAGGCUCGCGCUUGGAAACAUUUCACCAUCGACGGUCAGAGUUUCCUGGUCGUGGCCAAUUCCAGGGAGGCGGACCGAGAGCUGUCUGUUAUCUACCGGUGGAACAGUCACCGGCUGCGUUUUGUGCACCAUCAAAGCCUGGAGACGUAUGCUGCCCUGGACUGGGAAGCCUUCAACAUGCACAACCACAGCUUCCUGGUGGUAGCCAAUCACAGACGAGCAUCCAAUCACAACAUCAACAGCGUCAUCUACAGGUGGAACCCAAAGUCCAAGCUGUUUGAGGUGAACCAGACCCUGUCCACAUCGGGUGCGUACGACUGGGAGUUCUUCACCAUGGGACGGUACCACUUCCUGGUGGUAGCCAACACCUUUGAUGGCCGGACCACCAACAUCGGCUCGACCAUUUACAUCUGGAUGGACGGAUGUUUCCGGACCUUCCAAAACAUUCCAACGCUGGGCGCGACAGACUGGGAGCCAUUCGAGCUGGGCGGACGCUUCUUCUUGGCGGUGGCCAACAGUCAGAAUUUGUCGUUGUGGCUAGGCUCAAGUCGCUACAGCAUCAACUCGACCAUCUACGAGCUCAGCACCCUCACUUGGACCUUUGAACGCUUCCAGGACAUCCUUACCCACAGUGCCCUGGACUGGGAGUUCUUCACGUUGGGUGAGGAGAAAUUGUUGGUGGUAGCCAAUUCUCAUGACGGGAGCUCAUACUCGCUAAAGAGUGUGGUGUACAGGUGGCAGGGCGCGGAGGGCUUUGUUGCGGUCCACAGACUCCCCACAUUGGGCUGCAGAGACUGGGAACACUUUAGCACAAAGCGAGGCCACUUCCUGGUGUACUCCAGCGCCACCUCCAGGAUCAGCAAGGUCUUCAAACUCAGGAUCUACUAG